Molecule: messenger RNA, 2797 nt
Organism: Cyprinodon variegatus (sheepshead minnow)
Lineage: Eukaryota; Metazoa; Chordata; Actinopteri; Cyprinodontiformes; Cyprinodontidae
Gene: vps35
Product: VPS35 retromer complex component
Exons: 16
Coding region: 134-2443 (769 amino acids)
Biological process (GO): retrograde transport, endosome to Golgi; intracellular protein transport
Cellular component (GO): late endosome; retromer complex; retromer, cargo-selective complex
Source: RefSeq, a predicted model, not a curated record
UUGCUGCGCAGGAAGCUGAGAAUAAAAGCCUGUUGUUGUUUUCUUCCAGCCAACCACGCAGCAGUCGGCUCAGGAUGAACAGGAGAAGCUUCUGGAUGAAGCCGUCCAGGCUGUCAAGGUUCAGUCCUUCCAGAUGAAGCGAUGCCUGGAUAAGAACAAACUGAUGGAUGCUCUGAAGCAUGCCUCCAACAUGCUGGGUGAGCUGAGGACCUCCAUGCUCUCUCCAAAGAGCUACUAUGAGUUAUACAUGGCCAUCUCUGAUGAGCUGCACUAUCUGGAGGUUUAUCUGACCGACGAGUUUGCCAAGGGACGCAAGGUGGCGGAUCUGUACGAGCUGGUCCAGUACGCCGGGAACAUCAUACCCAGGCUCUACCUGCUGAUCACAGUGGGCGUGGUCUACGUCCGCUCCUUCCCUCAGUCUCGUAAAGACAUCCUGAAGGACCUGGUGGAGAUGUGUCGCGGGGUCCAGCACCCACUCAGGGGUCUGUUCCUGAGGAAUUACCUGUUGCAGUGUACCCGGAACAUCCUACCUGACGAUGGAGAGCAAGUGGAGGGGUCAGAGGAGAUGACUGGAGAUAUUAAUGACUCCAUCGACUUUGUCCUCCUGAACUUUGCUGAAAUGAACAAACUGUGGGUUCGAAUGCAGCAUCAAGGUCACAGCAGAGACCGAGAGAAGAGAGAAAAAGAACGACAGGAGCUUAGGAUCCUGGUGGGCACCAACCUGGUUCGCCUCAGUCAGCUGGAGGGCGUCAAUGUGGACAAAUUUAAACAGGUUGUCCUUCCUGGCGUGCUGGAGCAGGUUGUGAAUUGUAGAGAUUCGUUGGCUCAGGAAUACCUCAUGGAGUGCAUCAUCCAGGUUUUCCCCGAUGAGUUCCACCUUCAGACGCUGAAUCCUUUCCUGCGUUCCUGCGCUGAGCUGCAUCAGCACGUCAACGUAAAGAACAUCAUCAUCGCUCUGAUUGACAGACUUGCUCUGUUUGCUCAUAGAGAAGAUGGUCCAGGCAUCCCGGCUGAGAUCAAAUUAUUUGACAUUUUCUCUCAACAAGUUGCCACCGUCAUUCAGUCCCGCCAGGACAUGCCAUCAGAGGACAUCGUGUCUCUACAAGUGUCUCUCAUUAAUCUGGCCAUGAAGUGCUACCCUGAGCGAGUCGACUACGUGGACAAAGUUCUGGAAAGCACAGUGGAAAUAUUUAACAAGCUCAAUUUGGAACACAUAGCGACCAGUAGUGCCGUGUCCAAAGAACUGACCCGUCUCCUGAAGAUCCCAGUGGACACCUACAACAACGUGCUGAUGGUGCUGCAGCUCAAGCACUUCCCGCCACUCUUCGAGUACUUUGACUUUGAGUCCCGUAAGAGCAUGAGUUGUUACGUCCUGAGCAACACGCUGGAGUCCAACACCAUCAUCGUUUCACAGGAACAGGUGGACGCCAUCUUAAGCUUGGUCUCCACACUGAUCCAAGACCAGCCGGACCAGCCAGCGGACGAUCCUGACCCGGAGGACUUUGCCGAGGAGCAGAGCCUGGUUGGUCGCUUCAUCCACCUGUUCCACUCUGAGGAUCCUGACCAGCAGUACCUGAUCCUUAACACGGCCCGGAAACAUUUUGGUGCUGGGGGGAACCAGAGGAUCCGCUACACGCUGCCUCCUCUGGUGUUUGCUGCCUACCAGCUGGCCUUUCGGUACAAAGCCAACGCCUCGGCGGACGACAAGUGGGAGAAGAAAUGCCAGAAGAUCUUCUCCUUUGCCCACCAGACCAUCAGCGCUCUCAUCAAGGCCGAGCUCUCAGAGCUGCCUCUGCGGCUCUUCCUGCAGGGGGCGCUGGCCGCUGGUGAAAUUGGCUUUGAGAACCAUGAGACCGUGGCGUACGAGUUCAUGUCGCAGGCCUUUUCUCUCUAUGAGGAUGAGAUCAGUGACUCCAAAGCCCAGCUGGCAGCCAUUACCCUGAUCAUCGGCACCUUUGAGCGGACCAAAUGUUUCAGCGAGGAAAACCACGAGCCUCUGAGGACUCAGUGCGCUCUGGCUGCCUCAAAGCUGUUAAAGAAGCCGGAUCAGUGCCGGGCCGUCAGCAUAUGCGCCCAUCUGUUCUGGUCGGGUCGCAGCACCGACAAAAACGGCGAGGAGAUCCGGGAUGGGAAGCGGGUGAUGGAGUGUCUGAAGAAGGCCCUGAAGAUCGCCAACCAGUGCAUGGAUUCCUCUCUGCAAGUCCAGCUGUUCAUUGAGAUCCUGAACCGAUACAUCUGCUUCUACGAGCGGGAGAACGAUGCGGUGACUCUCCAGGUUCUAAACCAGCUGAUCCAGAAGAUCAGGGAAGACCUUCCCAACCUGGAGGCCAGUGAAGAAACGGAACAGAUCAACAAACACUUCAACAAUACGCUGGAGCAUCUUCGCCUGCAGAGGGAGUCUCCAGAGUCUGAGGGGCCGGCUUAUGAGGGUCUGGUCCUCUGAAGCAGCCCCGUCUGGGCCUCCGUCACUUUUCCACGGCUUCCUGGAACCUCACUAUGGGGGAGGAGGGGGAGGCUGGGCCACUUCUUCAUGUUGUCGUGUUUCCUGCGCUUUAUUUACCGUUUCUCAUGUCUCUGUUUGGUGCAGCUGGAGUAGAAAUAUGUCCUUCCUGCUAAAAGCAUUGUAGCUCGCCCUCUGCCUGCAGCGCUGCCUGCAGCAGCGGGACUCACCCAGCCUGACGGGUUUAACUUCUAGUCACUUAGAGCAGCAGAGCGUAACGCCUCACAUGACAUGAACCCAACUGGAAAUGUAAGCAGACUUUCACCCAGUGAGCUAAUAAAUGAAUCUAUAAAUAAA